CUUCAUCAUGUCUCAGGCACCACGGCCUGAUGGACCGGCUCUUCCAUCACCACCAUCGCCACAAGGAAACCCAGGACCAGAAUCUGAACCAGGACCAGCCGGUCCAGCAAGACAUGGCGAGAAAGGAAGAGCAGGACUUGAGCAGGGGUGAAAAUAACCUGAACGACAACGUCAACACCAUGGACCAGAAUCCACACCCGGAUCCCAUGAAAGAAGGCGAGAUGGACAAAGUCCGCGAUUACCUGCGCAAGGACGAGGAGCUGGAGGAAGAAGGACGGACUUAUGGCGGAUUGAUGUAAGAAUUCAUCAGUGAAUAAGCCAUUAUAGAGUACACCAUGGAAAGAAGAAGAAAAAUAGGCUAGUGAGGUUAACUGUUCUGGAGAUAGGUACUAUCUUCGUAUAUAGUGGGAGGCUCAUUAUGCGAUGGUCUUGACUAGUUAUAAUCAAUAAUAAUG
Messenger RNA from Penicilliopsis zonata CBS 506.65, 455 nucleotides. RefSeq lists its product as hypothetical. Bases 30 to 299 code for a protein of 89 amino acids. The transcript is spliced from 2 exons. The record is from RefSeq and is a predicted model, not a curated record. Lineage: Eukaryota; Fungi; Ascomycota; Eurotiomycetes; Eurotiales; Aspergillaceae.